AUGAAGCCCACCGCAAUCCUAGCCGCCGCGCUUUCUCUCGCCAGCUCCACCCUCGCUGCGCCCACCUCCCGCCCAGUCCUGCAAAGCAAGAUCCAAACCCUCGAGAUUCAGAUCCUUAACAUAGUCAACGACAUCGUCCAAUCCAGCUCCACCCUCCAAUCCGACUACAGCGCCGGCAUCCUUCAAUUCAACGACCUCGCGAACGAGCUUCAAGGUCCGUUGCCAUGCGCGCCUUUCGUUCCCGGCCGUCCGAGCACGAAGAAGCAGGCGAUCACGGCACUGCAGAGUUCGCAGGAGGGGUUGAUGAUGCUGUCGUUGGAUUUGCAGGAUCCGGAGUUGAAGGCAAAGAAGGGAGAUUUUCAUGGGGAUGUUUGUGUGGCUUUGGAUUGGUAUGCUGCGGUUUCUGAGUUUGUUGGGGUGUAG
This is a messenger RNA of Saxophila tyrrhenica, 423 nucleotides long. RefSeq lists its product as uncharacterized. Lineage: Eukaryota; Fungi; Ascomycota; Dothideomycetes; Mycosphaerellales; Extremaceae. The transcript has a single exon. The record is from RefSeq and is a predicted model, not a curated record. Bases 1 to 423 code for a protein of 140 amino acids.